Molecule: messenger RNA, 534 nt
Organism: Mytilus californianus (California mussel)
Lineage: Eukaryota; Metazoa; Mollusca; Bivalvia; Mytilida; Mytilidae
Product: ficolin-1-like
Exons: 3
Coding region: 1-534 (177 amino acids)
Source: RefSeq, a predicted model, not a curated record
AUGUCUAUUUUACAGGUUUUCCAAAGGCGUGUGGAUGGAAUCACAGAUUUUUACCGGACAUGGCUCGAGUACGAGAACGGAUUUGGUGACUUAACAAAUGAGUUUUGGUUAGGUAAUGAGAAAAUUCACAUGCUGACUUCAAAUAAUAAUUAUACCUUACGAAUCGAAUUGGAAAAUUUUGCGAAUGAAAAGAGAUAUGCGGAAUAUCAAACGUUCAAGAUAUCGGAUGCUCAGUCUGAAUUCCAAUUGUCAGUAAAUGGCUACAGUGGCAACGCAGGUGAUAGUUUAGACUACCACAACGGCAUGGUAUUUAGUACCAAAGACCGAGACAACAGUCCUUCUUCCAAGGCGUGUGCAGUUAGAUUCCAUGGCGCAUGGUGGUAUAACUCUUGCCAUCAGUCUAAUUUAAAUGGCAACUAUUUAUCUGGUUCUCAUAUCUCCUUUGGCGAUGGAAUUGAAUGGCUGACAUGGACAGGACAUUACUAUUCAUUAAAAUCGUCGAAAAUGAUGAUAAGAAGACAAAAUGGCAAUUAA